Messenger RNA from Volvox carteri f. nagariensis, 312 nucleotides. RefSeq lists its product as uncharacterized. The record is from RefSeq and is a predicted model, not a curated record. The transcript has 3 exons. Bases 1 to 312 code for a protein of 103 amino acids. NCBI's taxonomy places the organism in Eukaryota, Viridiplantae, Chlorophyta, Chlorophyceae, Chlamydomonadales, Volvocaceae.
AUGAAGAUCCUCCUAUCGCAUGGUUCAUACCGCACUGCAGAGGUGGCUUCUGCCCUGCAGAGCUGCAUUGCAGACUACAUCCAAUCGCCAGGCGGCCGACCUGGUUUUCGUAAUGUUGAGCAGGCAAGUUCCACGGCAAGGUCCCUUCUAGACGCCGCCAGGAGACUGACACCGGACUUUCACGACGUGUUUCAUCUCGUUGUGCUGACGGAACUUGAACUUGAACUGGAACAGGAACAGGAACAGGAACAGGAACAGGAACAGGAACAGGAACAGGAACAGGAACAGGAAUGCAUCCACCCUGGUGUCUAA